Messenger RNA from Cavenderia fasciculata, 603 nucleotides. RefSeq names its product Rab GTPase (gene rabC). The record is from RefSeq and is a predicted model, not a curated record. Lineage: Eukaryota; Evosea; Eumycetozoa; Acytosteliales; Cavenderiaceae. The transcript has 3 exons. The coding region runs from base 1 to 603 and encodes 200 amino acids. Gene Ontology annotation, molecular function: GTPase activity; GTP binding.
AUGGCAGAAGAAGAUACAUUAUGUUACAAGAUCAUCUUGGUUGGAGAGUCUGCAGUAGGAAAGAGUUGCAUUCUCGUUAGAUUUACAGACAAUACAUUUAAUACACAUUUUGCACCUACACUGGGUGUAGACUUUAACGUAAAGACUAUUAGAAACAAAGAGACUGGACAGACGGUCAAGCUACAGAUCUGGGAUACUGCAGGACAAGAGCGAUUCAGAUCGAUUACACAAACAUUCUACAGAGGAUCACAUGGUGUCAUUUUGGUGUACGACAUUACCGACGUCAAGUCGUUUGAGAGAUGCAGAGAUUGGAUUGCAGACAUUAACCAAUACACCCAAAAUGGUAUGAUUAUCGUUCUCGUAGGUAACAAGAUCGAUAUGACUGCCCAAAGAAAGGUCUCCUUUGAACAAGGAAAGGCUUUGGCCGAAGAAUUAAACAUUAAAUUCUUUGAAACUAGCGCAAAAGAGAAUAUGGGUGUAACCAAUGUUUUCGAUCAUAUUGUACAACAUAUUGAACAAACCAUGAAAGAUACUGAAGUUGAAAAGACUAUAAUUGGAACAGGUGGUGAAGCUCCUAAAAAACCAUGUUGUGGAUCAAGUUAA